GGGGCUGCCGUGGGGCGGUGCUGGGCGCUGACAGCGCGGCAGGCAGCAGCCGGAGGCGGUGUGCGCUGCGUAUUAACCCGCUUCCUUCCUCAGCGGCCGGGCUGGAAGUUUAAAAAAAAAAGAAGAGAGGGAGAGAAAGAAACUUGUAGGGUCACUGGGAGGGGAAAAAAAUUCCUCGUCAUGUCUGUGGCGUCUGCGAAACCGUCCCGAGAAGGAAGAGGAGGAUCCGCUGAGCUGCGGGCGGAGGGGCGGGCGGGGAGGAGGGCUGAGGGGAGCCGGGGUGCAGGGUGUCCCCCCCCGGCUCUCCGCCCGCCCGCAGCGGGAGGGGAGGGGGGGAGCAGAAGGGGCCGGGCCGCCCCGCUCCCCCGCCCCGGGGGGUGCGCCGAGUGGCACCCCCCGUCCUCCUCCUCCUCCUCCUCCUCUUCCUCCUCCUCCCCUUAACUCGGCGGCGGCGGGCGGGGCGCUUCGCUUCGCCCUCCGCCGGCGGCGGGAUGGCCUCGGCCGUGUUCGAGGGCACUUCGCUGGUGAACAUGUACGUGCGGGGCUGCUGGGUGAACGGCAUCCGGCGACUCAUCAUCAGCCGGCGGGGCGACGAAGAGGAGUUCUACGAGAUCCGCACCGAGUGGUCGGACCGCAACAUCCUCUACCUGCACCGCAGCUAUUCCGACCUGGGCCGCCUCUUCAAGCGCCUCCUCGACUCCUUCCCCGAGGAUCGGCCCGAGCUCUCCCGCUCCCCUUUGCUCCAAGGUCCGGGAACGGCUUCGCCUCUCCCCCCUUCGGGUGUCCCCGGGGAGGGCAGCGGGCGGGGGGCGGGACGGGACGGGACGGGGCAGGACGGGGAGGCGGCCUUUCGCGGUCGGAAACUCCUCCCGGGCCGUUGAUUCCCAAUGCGCCGUUUUUAUUAUUAUUAUGGAUUCUGCGGGCGUUAAUUCCCUGCCCCUCAGUGCCUCCGGGGUGAAGGGAGAAGGGCUGCGGCGGGCAGCCUCCGCUUGUUGUUUGCCACGGGGACCGGGGGGAGAAAAAAAAAGAAAGAAAGAAAGAGAAAAGAGGCUGCGUCGCUUGGCAGUGGUGGGAGCGAGCGCAAUUCCUCGCAUAACUUUGUGCGAAGCCAGGAUUGCAGAGCAGUCCGCGCCGCGCUCCUUCUCCCUUUUGGUUUCCGAAGGAGGUGACGCAGCCCGGGGGUGCGAACAGCGCUCGGGAGGGUCGGGGAGCCGUCCGCCGCUUUGGGGCCGCUUUUAAUGCGUUUGACGUUGGGGGAGUAUUUUCGAUGACAACGCUUUGCUUUGCGAUGAAUUAUUACAAGCGCGUCGGGCGGCGCGGAGCAUCUAUCUUGUAGAUCCAUGUGCGCUUUUCCAGUCUCCCCAGCCGGCCGGGUAGUUCGGUUGAACGGGAGCGGGGAGAAGCCGGUAUCCGAUGUACGAUUUCCUCAGGGAGAAGCUGGGGAAGCUCUCCACCGAGUCUCGCCCCUCGCCGUCCGGGGGCUGCGGCACCCCGCGCAUCGGGGAUUGAAUGGGGCAGAGCGGACCCCGCUCCGUGCCGGGUUCCGGCGCAUCCCGAGGCGGCGACAUCGCCCCGGCGGCACUGCGGUGCCGGCUGCCCUCUGCAGGCGGCCGGGGCUGGGGUUCGGUCCCCGCUGUUCCCCUGCCGAGGCAGCCCGUAGCCCUUUUCGCCGCUCUUAAGUGGUUCCAAAGUUUGCUUUUGCAAAUUAUAAAAGAGAAAGUAUCUUCUUAUUCCUUCCUAAGACUCGGAGCCGGCAACCUUCACCCACCUUUCCCUAGGGAGCGGGCCCCGGUAGGAUCUGCAGUGAGCAAAGCCAGGGUUUGAAAAAUGGGAAGCUAAUAGAAGCAGAUGGUAAUCUAUUCAGCCUGGAGAGGUGGUGGGGGUUCUCUCUGCAGCAGAGUCAGAAUACAGUCAGGAGUGGCUUCUCAGCAGUCGCCGCAUGCUUCACAAUUUCAGUAAUACUCCUUGAAAUGAAGCUGCUCCUGUGCUAAGGAAAAUGACUUUGCUGAGUGUGCUUGUGUUCUGAAGUGACUGCCCACACCCUGUUUAACUACACGAUGCUGGGACACAGAACCAUAGAACCAUGCAAUCAUUGAGGUUGGAAAAGGCUUCUAAGAUCAUCCAGUCUACCUGUCUACCUGCCACCAUUAUUGCUCACUAACCCAUGUCCCAAAG
Messenger RNA from Coturnix japonica (Japanese quail), 2175 nucleotides. The record is from RefSeq and is a predicted model, not a curated record. Lineage: Eukaryota; Metazoa; Chordata; Aves; Galliformes; Phasianidae.